AACAGACUCAGUAGGAGCCAGACGAAGAUCACUGCAGCCAGCUGUCUGUCAGAAUGGCGGGGAACUUCUUUGGGAAAUGGUUAUGCAGCUGUAUUAGUGCAAAUGUGUUUAUUGCAGGAUGCGCUGUUCUCUUUGUAACAGCUUUCCCUAUUGCCCAGAUUGCAAUAGGUGUGGUGCACAUGUAUGAGUGUCCUGCAGCACCGCUUGUCCCAGUGUAUGUGAUGGUGUGUGGUGUGCUGGCCCUGCUGGUGAUGGGCCUGUUCGCUUCACCAAAGCUCUGUCCUGCAGCAGCAGGCAGCAGGAUCUGGACUCUGUCGGGCAUCAUUCUGUUCCUGUUUGUUUUCAUCUGGUUUCUGUUUGGCAGUUACCAUGUUUACUCUGUGUAUCCACCCAACUACACCAAGAUCACCAUCCACCAACACAGCUUCAACCACAGUAUCUAUACUCCCCCUGCACCUGACGACAAGCCUGGUCUCGCUUUGGAGAACCAGAACCAGAGCCUUCCAAACCUCAACCAGACCUGGAUGAUCAACAGCAACUGGACCUUCGGUGAUCUGAUUGAAGGGGUGGCCGUCAGGAACACCAGCAGUAAGACAGACAGAGAGCACCCGGACACUCCACAAGCGCGUGGCAUCACGGCCACAGCGCCUUACUGUAACAGAACUGUGUACCUGUUCGCUUUCUGGACCACCACGCUGGUCUAUGUGUUUGCAGGCCAUGCCCUGCUCAUAGGCUUCUGUAUAUCCGGUUACAUGAAACUUGGAGAUAAAAUUACACGUCUUCUAGCUGUCUAAACAAAGGUAAAUAUGAUUCCAUCUUAGCAACUUUUAACCAUCAAAUUAAAAACUUUGAAAAGGAUCAGCUGGCACCAAAGAUGAAUAAAUAUACUUAUUUGUUCAACUUUGUAACCAGAUGUUAAGACUUAAAUGUCCCACUGAGUUACAACAGUGUAAGCUUUAAACACCCUGAGAAAUAAAGAGAAAUAAAGGAUUUUAACACUUCCUCUUGGGGAACAUGUUGCCUCAGCACAUAUGCUGAUGCAAGUGAUUUCUCCAUGCAGUAAACAUACGACCAGCCUUACCUUUUCAUCACAGUUCUACGACAGUACAGCCAUUGGUCAAUGUAUACUUUGUACAAAUGUUUUACCGACUUUGGGAUGCUUUAUAAGAAAGGGAACUUAGAUUAGCAAGCUACUGGCAAGAUUAUUACUAUUAAUAAGAAAUCUGUGUACAAAGCUGCUUGUACAUACAUGUAUUAUUUUUGUUACAGAAUUAUUGGAUAUCGAAGUCAAUCAUCCUGUGUUGACUCACAGUGUGAAGGUUACUUUAAGGGUUAUGAAAAGCUAUGGAAGUGAGUACCACAUGCUGUACUGGAUCAUUUCUGUCCUUUUCAUAAUCCUGCUGAUGCAUCGUCUACUCUGAAGCUCAGUGAAUCUUUGAAUGAUAGGACAUGCAGUAACGGACUAAUCUGUAAGGACUUUAAAUAAAUUAUA
Molecule: messenger RNA, 1492 nt
Organism: Chelmon rostratus (copperband butterflyfish)
Lineage: Eukaryota; Metazoa; Chordata; Actinopteri; Chaetodontiformes; Chaetodontidae
Exons: 5
Coding region: 54-794 (246 amino acids)
Source: RefSeq, a predicted model, not a curated record